UUUAUCUGACCCGAAAGAUGACAGGAUCUCAUUUCUGUAAGUCCUGCACCACCCGGUUUGUUUUUUCUUCUUCCUGUUGUCAUGACACUGGCGUAAACUUGUGAGACUCACGUGGGGACGCUUGCAUUUUUGUCGCGUCUUGCAGACAUGGCCAGCUGUGCGCUGCUGCUGACUUUGACGUGGCGCACAUGUAGCGGAGUCCCGGUGAGCGCACCCAGCGCAGAGCAGUACGGAGACUGCUCUCUGCGCCUCCGGGACCUCCUGCGCAAUAUCUCAACGCUUCUCAGGGAUGGUGUUUUGUUUCAUGGCAUACCUCCCACAGAUACAGAUACAGUGCGGGUUAGGAGUCAAGAUGAGACAGUGCUGGCCUGCGCCCCCACUUUGACUUGGGGCUCAAGCUGCACGAUGCAAAGAAAUUCAUCUUUCAGUGAGAGCGAAUGUCUGAGCAACAUCGGGAAGGACCUGUCAUUCUAUGCUGCUGCCCUCCAGUCCUACUGCACAUUGAAUCUCAGGACACCAGUGGAAGUUUCACUUCUCAGUCCGACUCUGGAAAUAAUACAGUGGCUGUGGAAGACCUGCCCCCUAAUGCAGAAUGGAGAGAAUUACUUCUCAAAGGAUGCUGCCCAGUGGCCGUGGAAAAGUGACUCCUUUGAUAACAGGGUGGAGCUGAAAAAGAUAAUGAGGGGCUUCUAUGUCCGAACCAUCACCAUCAACCGUGCAAUGGGUUACAUCGCCUCAGGAGACCACAGGAAGUAAACAUCCUGCAACCUGAUAACCAUCAUCCCCAUCAUUCCAACCACAAUAUCUCUGCUUCAGUCAUCACAACUGAAGGAGCCUUCCUAUUUGCUGACCAAGUUAUUGCUGCAGAACAUUAUUUAUUUAUAUUUAUCCCGAUGUAUUUAUUACAUUUAUUUAUUUAUUUAUUUUAAUUGCCUAAUUAAUUGAGUUAUUUAUUGGUAUUUAGACAUCUUUUUUAAUAGUGCUGAA
Molecule: messenger RNA, 987 nt
Organism: Pungitius pungitius (ninespine stickleback)
Lineage: Eukaryota; Metazoa; Chordata; Actinopteri; Perciformes; Gasterosteidae
Gene: il12a
Product: interleukin 12a
Exons: 6
Coding region: 148-756 (202 amino acids)
Biological process (GO): immune response
Cellular component (GO): extracellular region
Molecular function (GO): growth factor activity; interleukin-12 receptor binding
Source: RefSeq, a predicted model, not a curated record